Blepharisma stoltei is the source of this 666-nucleotide messenger RNA. Lineage: Eukaryota; Ciliophora; Heterotrichea; Heterotrichida; Blepharismidae. The record is from the annotation of a GenBank genome assembly.
AUGCUUGGCCAAAAGCGAGAUCGAUCUGAAAAAUCAUCCAACGAAUCCCUUAUAAAUUCCUUCAUCCGGCGCAGGCCAAAUAAAGACGAAAUCAGAGCUGCUUGACUUGAUUGUAUUUCGACCAAAAAUUACUCCUUGCUCUAUCAAGCAUUAUCAGUUUAUUCACAAAUCAGUAUUGGCAACUUUUUCCUCAAAGGAGGCAAGCCAAUCCUUCACGAAUCAUUAUUCCGCUGCGGCGACCUUCUGCCUCUUCGAAUUCUUAUAGAAAAAGUCCCCAAAAAUAUUAUAUUAGCAGUCUUCAAAGAAAACAAAUUUUCUCUAUUGAAAAAUUUUAUAAUAAAACAAAGCACAAAACGAGACCCCGAGGACGAAAAAUUUGGCUUCCAAAAGCUCAAGCUGCUGAUAAAUAUUGAUAAGCCGAAAUUUAAAAAAAAAAUUGACGUGUAUUUACAUGAUCCAGACAUAAAUUGAAUGAUUUCAGCUAAUAUGAAGAAAUUUUUAGAAGAAGAAAUGGAGGACGAUUGUGUAUGCUUGGAAGAUGAAGAAAUAAUAGAAAUUUGUUCAUCUAGAAAGAGCGUCUAUGAAGUAAAGAAAAGCGAAGAUAUAGUAGAAGUGUAUAUGAAGAAGAAAAAAAUAAUGAACAAUGUGCUAAAUAUUGAUUUGUAA